CCCCCUCCUUCCACUUCACUCCCACUCCCAUCCCCAUCACCACCUUCCCCCUCGUCUCUCUCACUCUCUCCUCGCCAUGGCGCUCCACCUCUUCCUCCUCCUCCUCCUCGCGGCGAGCCUCGCCCUCGCCAAUGCCGCCCCGCCGCCCAACGACGAGGGCGCCACCACCAUCGUGCUCAAGGACGGCACCACCUGCAAGCUCUGCGCCUCCUGCGACAACCCCUGCAACCCCUCCUACUACCCGCCACCCCCGCCGCCGGUCGUCACCCCCACGCCGCAGUGCCCGCCGCCACCUUCCUACCCCUCCGGCGGAGGCGGUGGCGGAGGCGGAGGCACCGUCAUGUACACCUCGCCGCCACCUCCCUACAGCGGCGGUGGAGGCGGCAGCAGCACCGGCGGUGGAGGCAUCUACUACCCCCCGCCCACCGGUGGAGGCGGCGGCGGCGGUGGCGGCUGGCAGCAGGGCGGUGGAGGAGGCGGCGCCUACCCGACACCGCCGCCGCCCAACCCGUUCCUCCCCUACUUCCCAUUCUACUACUACAGCCCGCCGCCGCCGUUCUACUCCAGCGGCUCGUCUGUCGCCGGCGUGUCGGCCAUUUCGUCGGCGGCGGCGGCGACAUUCACGCUGCUCCUCACUGGGCUCCUACUGUGGUGAGAACUGAGAAUGGGAUAGAUCUGCUGAGUUAAACCUAUGUCUUUCUUUACACUAGGUGGGUAAUUUGAUUGUGGUUUCUGUAAUUUAAUUUUUUAUUUUUUAUUUUUUUUACUUCUCUCUCUUGGUGAUUUAUGUAUCGAUCAGGUAUAAGAAAAAAUUGUACCAAACUGUAAAACAUGGGCAAGUAAUAAGCACCAGUACAGUUGUACUACUACAAAUAGAUGGAUCUGCUGAUUAAAUUUUUUCGUGCCAAAGAAAUACUAUAUGUUCACUUUGGAUCA
This is a messenger RNA of Oryza sativa Japonica Group (Japanese rice), 936 nucleotides long. RefSeq names its product extensin-2. Lineage: Eukaryota; Viridiplantae; Streptophyta; Magnoliopsida; Poales; Poaceae. The record is from RefSeq and is a predicted model, not a curated record.